Penicillium arizonense is the source of this 2469-nucleotide messenger RNA. RefSeq names its product serine/threonine-protein kinase. NCBI's taxonomy places the organism in Eukaryota, Fungi, Ascomycota, Eurotiomycetes, Eurotiales, Aspergillaceae. The record is from RefSeq and is a predicted model, not a curated record. Gene Ontology annotation, cellular component: cytoplasm. Bases 1 to 2469 code for a protein of 822 amino acids. The transcript is spliced from 6 exons. Gene Ontology annotation, biological process: protein phosphorylation; intracellular signal transduction. Gene Ontology annotation, molecular function: protein serine/threonine kinase activity; ATP binding.
AUGGAUGAGAAUGUGGAAAUCCCAGUCUCGGAUGUCUCUGCAGAGCCCUCCUUCGACUCCUUAGACAGCAAUGCAAGACCGGGACCUAGCAGAGUUGCCUCUGCUGCAUCAUAUGAUAGUCCGCAGAGACAUCGCCGUCGAAAUCCAAGAGCUAGGCGUCCGGUGAAGGAAACACUGGACGCCCGCUCCGCGUAUACUACAAGUCAGGAUGAUGGAACGGCCGAGCACCGUAUCAACCAAUAUGUGAUCAAGCAGGAGAUCGGGCGUGGGUCAUUCGGCGCGGUCCAUCUGGCUGCCGACCAGUUUGGGAAUGAAUAUGCUGUUAAAGAGUUCUCCAAGUCCCGUUUAAGAAAACGUGCACAGUCGCAUUUACUGCGAAGACCCAGAGGCCCGAGGAGACCAGGCACGGGAUUUAACUCGCCGUUACAUCGUCAUCCUGCUGGGGAUGAUGAUGAGACUGCCAAGAAUUCUCUGUAUUUGAUCAAGGAGGAGAUUGCGAUCAUGAAGAAGCUCAACCAUAAUAACCUGGUGUCCUUGAUCGAGGUACUGGAUGACCCGACUGAGGACUCGUUAUAUAUGGUGAUGGAAAUGUGCAAGAAGGGCGUGAUCAUGAAGGUUGGACUAGAAGAGAGGGCGGAUCCAUAUGACGACGAGCACUGUCGGUGCUGGUUCCGCGAUCUGAUCCUGGGAAUUGAGUAUCUUCAUGCUCAGGGCAUCGUCCACCGAGACAUCAAGCCGGACAAUUGCCUGUUGACCAAUGACGAUGUGCUGAAAGUAGUCGACUUUGGUGUAUCGGAGAUGUUUGAAAAGGACUCUGAUAUGUUCACAGCCAAGUCUGCUGGUUCUCCAGCGUUUCUGCCGCCAGAGCUGUGUGUUGUCAAGCACGGUGAUGUCUCCGGGAAAGCAACGGAUAUCUGGUCCAUGGGAGUGACUCUAUAUUGUCUUCGAUAUGGCAAGCUGCCGUUCGAGAAACAGAGUAUCUUCGAACUGUAUGAUAGCAUCAGAGGGGAUUCCCCUGUAUGCGAAGACGAGGCGGACGAAAAAUUCAAGGAUUUGAUGGGACGAAUCCUGGAGAAAGAUCCGGAGAAACGGAUCGAUAUGUUUGGCUUACGGGAACACCCUUGGGUAACGAAGGAUGGGACGGAUCCUUUGCUGUCGUUUGAGGAGAAUACCUCACUGAUCAUUGCACCUCCGACGGAGGAGGAGAUGAACUCGGCCAUUACAACUAAUAUGGGUAGCCUCAUGACUGUGAUGAAAGCAGUCAAGAAAUUCAAACGAUUCAUGGAUCCUACCAAACCGCAAACUCCCAUGCAGAGCAUUCUUGGCGGAGACCACGAAGCUUAUUUCGUCGAACCGCCAAUGGAGAUGGACCCAGAUGAGCCCUUCCCAACUGUAGGAGGAGAACCACAAGCUCACGGCUACGGUCUAAGUGCUGGUAUAAGAAAGGUCUUUGGACGACACCCUUUCGCAGGGUUCCGCGAAGAUUCAGGUACCAUAGGGUCGAGCGACUCAGCCAGCCUCUCAUCAAGACCAGACCAUAGCCCAAGCAGCAGCCAAAGACCAAGCGGAGUCUUCGAACCCGAGCGAAAAGACUCUAGCUCCCGCACCGGUCGAUCUCCAGGCCAAGCAGACACUCAAGAAGCAGCCUACUCCCAAUCAGCAUCUCCUCACAUCCCCUCUCGCGCCAGCUCAGCAACAACAAAGCGCAGUCUAGAAGGAACAAGAGGGCACGCACGAGACCCCCUAGAAGAAGAAUUCCCAUACCUCUUCAUCGGACCAUCAACAUACACGGGAACCUCGCACACAGAACCAAGCACCGACCCCAUAACAGCAGCUUCGGAAGCACCGAUCUUCGAAGAACCAGAAAGCACCCUGGAACCCACCAGCGAGAUGGAAACAGAAGAAGAACCAGUCCAAAUCGUCAGCGAAUCACCCGGCGCAGCAGACUUCAAUAUUUACGAAACUGCGUAUAGAAUGGAACUUGAUCGCAUCAAACACAGUCUCUCUGAAUCAGACCGUGGCAACCGCCAAGCCGGACCAAAGGUCUACCUAACCCGUCGCGUCGAGAAUAAAGAGGAGGUCAUGCGCUUGGCCAAAGAGAAGGCGCUUGAUUUGCAGAUUGGGCAGCGGUUCGCGUAUUCGCCUGCUAAGUCUGCGCCGUCAGCGUUUAGUUCUGUUGCUGGUGCGUUGCGCGCGCAGAUGCAGAAGAAGAGGGCUGGUGGGGAGGGCGAGGGCGGUGAUGGGAAUGGGGGUGGUGAUGGCGAGGAGCAGGGUUCUCAGGGUAGUCAGACUGUUCCUCAUCCUCACCCUGCCAAGCGUCUUUCACUUUCUUCACAGGCUGUUCCUGAUACUGAGGCUUCUUCGCUUGAGGCGACGGGUGUGUCUGCUAAGGACGGGACGGAGAAUUCCAAGACUCAGCUGCGGCGGCUUCUUGGUCGGGUGAGGGGGAAGGCUGAUGGUGCGGAAUGA